Molecule: messenger RNA, 468 nt
Organism: Aureococcus anophagefferens
Lineage: Eukaryota; Pelagophyceae; Pelagomonadales; Pelagomonadaceae
Exons: 1
Biological process (GO): ribosomal large subunit assembly; cytoplasmic translation
Cellular component (GO): cytosolic large ribosomal subunit
Molecular function (GO): structural constituent of ribosome; large ribosomal subunit rRNA binding
Source: RefSeq, a predicted model, not a curated record
AUGGGCCUCUCGCGCGAGCGCAAGCAAGAGUAUUUUGAGAAAAUGGAGGGGCUCCUUGAUAUGUACUCAAAAAUUUUCAUCGUGUCCUGCGACAACGUUGGGUCAAAACAAUUUCAGCAGAUUCGCAUCGCCCUGCGUGGCGAAGCAGUCGUCCUCAUGGGUAAGAAUACGAUGAUGCGCAAAGUUGUGACUGCGUACCUGGUGAAAAAUCCGGGGCAUCCGUAUGAAAUGCUCCUUCCUAAGAUCAUGGGUAACAUUGGCUUCGUGUUUACUAAUGGUGACCUUGGCAAGGUGCGAGAGCUCAUCGAAGAUAAUCGUGUGCCUGCUCCAGCACGAGUCGGUGCGAUAGCACCGAUCGAUGUGAUCGUGCCCCCCGGUCCCACAGACUGUGACCCCGGCCAGACCAAUUUUUUCCAGACCCUGCAGAUUGCCACAAAGAUUGUGAAGGGCCGCAUUGAGAUCACUUCC